UCUGCUUUCAACAUGGGGACCAUGAGAUUUAUUCUACUUACACUGCUUCUCUGUUCAACUGUUCUGGUUCAAGGUACCACUAAUGAUCCUGUAACACCAGAAACUGCUACUGCACCUCCUGAAACCACUAAGGAUUCUGUAACACCAGAAACUGCUACUGCACCUCCUGAAACCACUAAGGAUCCUGUAACACCAGAAACUGCUACUGCACCUCCUGAAACCACUAAGGAUCCUGUAACACCAGAAACUGCUACUGCACCUCCUGAAACCACUAAGGAUCCUGUAACACCAGAAACUGCUACUGCACCUCCUGAAACCACUAAGGAUCCUGUAACACCAGAAACUGCUACUGCACCUCCUGAAACCACUAAGGAUCCUGUAACACCAGAAACUGCUACUGCACCUCCUGAAACCACUAAGGAUCCUGUAACACCAGAAACUGCUACUUCACCUCCUGAAACCACUAAGGAUUCUGCAACACCAGAACCUCCUAAACCUACAGAUCCAUGCGAUCCCAACCCUUGCCCUGAAAACAGCAAGUGUGAGGAGAUUGCUGAUAAAAAGCACAGAUGUAUUUGUGAUGCUGGACUCAACUACAAUGAAAACACAAAAGAGUGUGAAAAAGCAAAAGUCUUCCCUGGAGACUUGACAGUGAAAGGAACAUAUAACGACAAGCUGGCAGAUAAAACCUCUAAGGAGUUUAAAGAAAUGUCAGAUAACAUUGUUGCUGAACUCAAGGAAGCAUUUAAAGACCAAAAGGGAUACCUUUCCUCAGUGGUCCUCAGUCUACGGAAAGCUACUACCAAAGUGCUGUACAGGACAACAGGUGUCAUAGCUGAGGUUGAAAACCUCUUUGAUGUUACAUCUGCUGUCAAAGAAAGUGAAGUAAAAACGGCUAUUGAAGGAUCUAAGGGUACAGUGUUAGCUGGGGCAGCAUUCACAGCAACGGAUCCAUGUGAGAAGUCUGAUCCAUGCAGUGCGGCGACGACCACAGCAUGCAUUUAUAAAGAUGCUCAGGUCAAUUGCACUUGUAGGGACGGGUUUGCAUGGACAGAGCCCAACAAUUUCGUCAUGUGUGGAGUAUGCCCAAGUGGUAAAAAGGCAGAUGUUGGAGAGUGUAUAGAUUGUCCAAUUGGCUACAGUGGAAUUAACUGUGAAGACAAUUACCUGCUGAUAGUGAUUGUGGUGUCCAGUGUGCUUGGUGUGCUGAUGGUUGUCUCUAUGUCUGUCACUACAUAUGCCUUCCUUGGAAAACCAAAACUCAAGAAAGGGAAGAAAGAGAAGAAGGACCAGUCUAAAGGCAAUGAUAUUGGUUUGAGCUAUCAAAACCCGAUGACUAACGGCAAACCAAGCUUCAUGGUUCCACGCGCUGGCGGGGGCACGGAUAUGGUCAAUAAUUACACCAGGCCCAACACAAACGUGGACCGUACCGCCAACAUGAACGGCUAUCGCGCCAACACGCCGACAGGUAUGGAGAGCAACGGUGGCGGUAUGGGUGGCUACCGCGCUCAGGCUGGCCAGGGCCUUGACCGAUCUGCAAACAUGAGCGGCUACCGUGCCAACACGCCCACUAAUGCGGGCAUAGGCGGAGGUGGCAUGGGCGGAGGAGGCAUGGGCGGAGGUGGCAUGGGCGGCUACCGUGCCAACACCUCCUCUAAUGUGGGCAUGGGCGGCGCCCGUGUCCAGGCAAACCAGAACCAAGCCAAAGACUGGGGGAGGCCAUCCUAUGAAGAACCAAAGAACUCAAACUAUGGCAUGCCUCGUGUAGGCCAAGCCAAUCAGCCCCGUAACAAUCCCUACAGCUCCUUUAAUGAUCGCAGAACCCCAUACUAAAGCCAGGCUUUAAUACUAAUCCAGUCAAUGAGAGAGAGAGAGAGAGAGAGAGAGAGAGAGAGAGAGAGAGAGAGAGAAAGAGAGAGAG
Sardina pilchardus (European sardine) is the source of this 1921-nucleotide messenger RNA. Its product is annotated as mucin-13-like. NCBI's taxonomy places the organism in Eukaryota, Metazoa, Chordata, Actinopteri, Clupeiformes, Clupeidae. Bases 13 to 1833 code for a protein of 606 amino acids. The record is from RefSeq and is a predicted model, not a curated record. The transcript has 12 exons.